AUGUCUCUCGCCGUGGACAACGGUCACCGACGGGACCGGUCGAGAUCAACGUCUAGGAGUCGUCGUCCUGGGGACAAGCCCGAGCUUUCUAGAGCCGCCUUGCUGGCUGACGUGAGAGAAUCAAGCUACGUGUAUCCCGAGGACGACCUGGGCGAUCGCUACAGGUCCAAGAGCCAUCGUGACUCUUCCCAUGGCGGCGGCGUUUGCGAUUUGCCAUACCCCGCCGAAGAUGCUGGUGCCGAUGCCAUGGCCCUCCCCGGAAGUCAAUCCCUCUACAGCUACGACGACUCCCGUCCCGUCUACCGGACAGCCUCCCCCCCACCUGGAACCACGGCGUACCGCACCUCCCACGGCUACGCAGAUCGCCAGAGCAUCAACCACCUGCCCGGGGCGUUCCCUGAUAACGAGCCCGUGAAGAGAGACGACGACAAAGAUGGUCGGGUCCGUUAUGCCGACCCCGGCGCGUCCAGGUACCAGAGGAUGGAUCGCUCCUACGACGAGACGAGCCACGGUCAGGACGCUCGAACCAUGCGCUCCGGUAAGCAUAGCGAUCAGUAUUCAAGCAGAGACGGCGACAAUCUUCGAGUGCACGACGCGUCUCCCUUUAGGGACGGCAGGGACGGCAAGCACGCCGGGAGCUCCCGAGAGGACUUUGCCGACGACAAACUCCACCUUCUUCCGCAAAAGUACGGCCGCCGCUACGACGACGGCGGCGGCGACGCUGGUGCUCAUCGUGAGGACCGGUACUCGAGAACGGACAGGGCGAGCGACCACGACCACGAGCGGGAGCGGGAGCGGGAGCGGGAACGGCAACGGCAGCGGCAGCGGGAUGCUCGCUCCAAGCGGGAACGCGAUGAAGAUGCGCUGGCUUACGGCAAGCUUCCGGGGCCGCCGCGGUCCCAAAGGCCCAAGUCACCGUCACCCGCCACCUAUGGAAGCUACAUAUCCGGGCCUCAGGCAAGCGAGAAGCGCUCUUCGAGGCAUGGUCGCGCUGACGGGGAUUUUUACGAACCGGCCAGUAGUAGCUCAUCCCGUCAUGGACCGCCGUACCGAGAGUCGUCGCACCGGGACGAGCCUCGUAGCUCUGGAGUCAGCUUGCUGACCGUUGAUCCUGGCGGCCGUGACAGAGACAGAUCGCGCGACCGCCGAGGAGACCAGUCCCCCGGCAGGUCCGCCAUGCUGCUCGCUCCAGAGUCAUCUGGUCGCAAGGAGAGGGAUCGCUCGAGGGAUCGCUCGAGGGAUCGCUCAAGAGAUCGCUCGCGAGACGCCAGAGACAAGAGAACCCGCGACAGGACCCCGCAGCCGCCGACGGCGCGCAUGUCCAGCCUCACCGUGGGCUCCGGCCCGUCGUCCGGCAUGUCGGCCUCGGCGGCCCCCCCCUCGCCUCUGCUCGAGUCGUACCGCGGGACGUACCAGGACUGCUCGCCGAUGCCGUCGCCGCUCCUGUUCCCCUCCAAGAACCCAAACGACGACUACCGGGCCGUCGAGGCCCUCUCCCCCCCCGCUUCCGAGGCGGACAGCGAGGGCAGGGAGCGAGGCCGCCGGGCCCGGUUCCACGACCCGGAGGACAUCGCCGCCCGGCUGGCCAAGGCCCUCAGGGGGGACCGCUCGCCCGACACGCAGCCCCUCGUCGAGAUCCUGCCGUCCCUCACCCACGAGCAGGUCAUGGAACUCCGCGCCGAGUACAAGCGCAUCGUCAAGACCGGCUCCGACCGCAAGGGCGUCAACGUGGCCAAGCACGUCCGCGCCCGGCUCAAGGACGAAGACGCCAACCUCAUGAAGGCCUGCUACGCCGUCGCCCUGGGCCGGUGGGAGAGCGAGGCCUACUGGGCCAACUUUUGGUACCAGGGCGACAAGACGCGCCGCGAGCUGCUCAUCGAGGCCCUCAUGGGCCGCACAAACGACGACAUCAGGCGCAUCAAGGACUCCUUCACCGACAAGAAGUACGACAACAGCCUGACCAAGUGCAUGAAGACGGAGCUCAAGGAGGACAAGUUCAAAAAGGCCGUGCUGACGGUCCUCGAGGAGCGCCGCAUGGACGACUGCGACCCGCACGGCCGCCCGACCCCGCUCGACUUCCGCCUGGUCGACCAGGACGUCGACGACCUGCACAAGGCCGUCAAGGCCGACAAGGGCGGCGAGAGCGCCAUGAUCGCCAUCGUGGUGAAGCGGAGCGACGCCCACCUGCGGGCCGUGCUGCAAGAGUACGAGCAUCUCCACCGCGCCAACUUUGCCAGGGAAGCCCUCAGCAAGAGCGGAAACCUAGUGGGCGAGCUGCUGGCGCAUAUCCUGAACGGCGUCAUCAACAGGCCCGUCCGCGAUGCGCUGCUCCUGCACCACGCCCUGACGGCCUCGCGCAAGGACAGCCUCCGUCGGGAGCUGCUCAUCUCGCGCCUCGUCCGCUUCCACUGGGACGUGGCGCACAUGCAGGCCGUCAAGAGGGCGUACAGGGAGCGCUACGGCGUCGACUUGUCCGAGGCUGUGAGGGAGGGCACAAGCGGCCAGUGGGGCCGGUUUUGCCGGGAGCUGUGCAUCGCGAGGAUGCCGGACGACGUGCGGAGGGUCGAGAGGGUCGAGGUUAUUCGCUAG
This is a messenger RNA of Ustilaginoidea virens, 2589 nucleotides long. RefSeq lists its product as uncharacterized. The record is from RefSeq and is a predicted model, not a curated record. Gene Ontology annotation, molecular function: calcium ion binding; calcium-dependent phospholipid binding. The transcript has 2 exons. Lineage: Eukaryota; Fungi; Ascomycota; Sordariomycetes; Hypocreales; Clavicipitaceae. Gene Ontology annotation, cellular component: cytoplasm. Bases 1 to 2589 code for a protein of 862 amino acids.